AUGGCUUUCAAAAAGCAUAGCCGCCAAUAUGACCUGGUUGUAUUUGGAGCUACCGGCUACACUGGCCAAUUGACAGCUGAACAUAUUGCCACAUCUCUCCCAACCGACCUGAAAUGGGCUGUGGCUGGACGCUCAGAAUCGAAGCUUCAGACACUUGUUGCCGAUUGCCAGAAACUGAACCCGGAUCGCGUGCCACCCGGCAUUGAAAUUGCAAAUCUGGACGACGAAUCUCAAUUAGAAGCUUUGGUAAAGAAGUCCUUCAUCGUCAUCACUACCGUUGGCCCCUACUGUCUCUAUGGCGAGCCCAUCUUUAGACUCUGUGCCGAGACUGGCACCCAUUACCUGGAUUGCACGGGUGAGGCUCCCUGGGUUGCUCGAAUGAUUAAGAAAUAUGAAGACACGGCAAAGAAAUCUGGAGCUAUUCUGCUUCCUCAGGCUGGUAUCGAGUCUGCGCCACCGGAUAUCGUUACAUGGGCCAUGGCACAACACCUACGGAAGGCGUUGGAUGCGCCAACCAAGGAUGCCAUUGUUACUAUUCACAAACUCAAUUCAAAGCCUUCGGGUGGUACCCUGGCAACUGUACUGGUCCACUUUGAGCACUUCCCUCUGAAAGAGGUCAUUGCAGCCACGAAACCAUUUGCAAUGUCACCAAUUCCUCAUACAUCUGGCGCGAAACCUCCAACAUCAUUGCUCCAAUCAAUCCUGGGUGUCACAUCGCUACCGAAUCUCGGCGUCGUCACUACUUCUCUCGCCGGAAAGACAGACCUUGCCGUCGUCACCAGGACAUGGGGUCUGUUGCAUGAGAUUCCGAGCAGGAAGAAGGAGUUCUAUGGGCCCAGGUUUACAUGGACCGAGUACUUUAAAGCGCGGAACUGGUUCCACGGCAUGACUGUUCAUUUUGCGCUGGCCAUCGGCAGCUUGUUGCUGGUGUUUGUCCCUCCGUUCAGGGGCCUCGUCCGGAGAUUCGUCUACCAGCCUGGAGAGGGAGUGAGCAGAGAAGACAUGGAGAAGGAGGAGGUUGAGUACCGUGGGACUGCGUCGCCCGACGUUGAGAGCAACCCCACCAAGAAGCAGGCGUUCUGUCGUGCCUGGUUCCACGGCGGUUUGUACAAGUUGACGGGCGUGUUUCUCGCCGAGGGCGCGUUGACCAUUCUUGAAGAUGACCUCGAUUUGGGGGGUGGCUCGUUCACCCCGGCUUGCUUGGGACAAGGUUAUAUUGACCGUUUGAAUGACGCUGGGUUCAAGGUUGAGGUUAGGACUGUUGAAGGCUGA
This is a messenger RNA of Pochonia chlamydosporia 170, 1272 nucleotides long. Its product is annotated as saccharopine dehydrogenase. NCBI's taxonomy places the organism in Eukaryota, Fungi, Ascomycota, Sordariomycetes, Hypocreales, Clavicipitaceae. Gene Ontology annotation, biological process: glycolipid biosynthetic process. The coding region runs from base 1 to 1272 and encodes 423 amino acids. The record is from RefSeq and is a predicted model, not a curated record. Gene Ontology annotation, cellular component: mitochondrion; plasma membrane; lipid droplet. The transcript is spliced from 5 exons.